This is a messenger RNA of Geodia barretti, 756 nucleotides long. The record is from the annotation of a GenBank genome assembly. Lineage: Eukaryota; Metazoa; Porifera; Demospongiae; Tetractinellida; Geodiidae.
AUGCAAGCGAUUCCCCCGGUCGACGGUCGCGCGCCACACAACUGUUUCCUUUUUCUAUGCCUGCUAUUGCUGUCCGGCUGCGUGCCGGCGGCCACGGGCGAGGACCAGCACGAAGCCUUCGAACCGACCGCCGGCGCGCAAACGGAAACCGUCCCCCCUCAUGGGGGAUUCCGCAUCGUCGCGUUCGGCGAUUCGCUGACGGCGGGCCUCGGCCUGUCCGCCGAGGAAGCGUACCCGGCCCGGCUUCAGGAGCGGCUGGACGCGGCCGGGUACCGCGCGCGGGUAAUCAACUCCGGUGUCUCGGGCGAGACGACGGCCGGCGGUCUGCGGCGGAUGGACUGGGCGCUGGAGGGCGACGUUCAGAUCCUGAUUCUGGCGCUGGGCGGCAAUGACGGUCUGCGGGGGCUGCCGGUCGAUCAGAUGCGGGACAACCUCGCGCGCAUGAUUGUCGCCGCGCGCGACGGCGGCGCGCAGGUGCUGCUGGCGGGCAUGGAGGCGCCGCCGAACUUCGGCACCGACUACGCGCAUCGGUUCCGCGGCGUCUUUGAGCAACUCGCGGCCGAAUUCGAGGUGGUGUUCCUGCCGUUCCUGCUCGAAGGCGUCGCGGGCGUCGCGGCGCUCAACCAGGCGGACGGCAUCCAUCCGAAUGCGGCGGGGGCCGGUCGGGUGGCGGCCCAUAUCUGGCCGGCGCUCGAGCCGAUGCUGCGCGCGGCGCAGCGAUCGGGCGCCGCGGGCGCGCAUUCUGGAGGGUCAUGA